Molecule: messenger RNA, 357 nt
Organism: Papaver somniferum (opium poppy)
Lineage: Eukaryota; Viridiplantae; Streptophyta; Magnoliopsida; Ranunculales; Papaveraceae
Product: pentatricopeptide repeat-containing protein At5g47360-like
Exons: 1
Coding region: 1-357 (118 amino acids)
Source: RefSeq, a predicted model, not a curated record
AUGGAAGAAGCAGUGAAACUCUUCAAGCAGAUGCUGGCAAGUGAAAUUAAGCCUGGCGGGUUGGCAUCUAUUUCUUUCAUUAAGCAACUUUGUUUACAGGAACAGUUCUUGAGGCAUUGGAGUGAUACAUUGAGAUGUAAAAGAAAUAUUUACUCAACACAUGUUGAUCCAGAUAUUUAUUCGAUUCUUUUAAUUGAUCUUUCUCAAGAAGGUCAUCUGGUGGAAGCUGCAAAUGUAGUUAGUGUAAUGGUUGAGAAUAGGAUCCAAUUGAAAUCUCCUUAUCUUGAUAAUAUAGAUGUGCUCCUCAGUAGAAUUGGUGAAAAGGUGCUUGCUCGGCGUUUGAUGAGUUUGAAGUGA